GUUCACUUCAUAUGAAGGAUCGCCUUCGGCGAAAUGAAACUCAUCCAACGGUCCAAACAGCUGCAAUCGUCUUGCAUCGGUACUGAAGCGAUAUUGACCAUUCAUUCAAAACGUUAUCCGUUCACUUCAUAUAAGGAUCCCUUCGGCGAAAUGAUCGAAGGGAUAUUUUAUGCUAAACUUUUCCGGACGAUUUGAAUUCCGAGAGCACGGGAGUUCAUGCUUGACCAAUGCAUUUGUUAUAGGGCUGUCUGCGUGUUUGAUGACCCGCUGCGGUUCGAAAAACAGAGAGAGACAGAGGGAGGAGUUUACGCUUGUUUCUUCUUGAAUGGUUGCAUAAACUUCGACCUUCCGACAUCCAAGAUAACUUUUAAAAGGAGAAAACAUUUGAACGAAGAUUGGCAACACCAAUUGACCACUGAGUUAUUGGUGCAACAAUCAUCUAGGAAGAGAACAUUUGAACGAACAUUGACAAUAGCAUUUGACUUCUUGAGUUAUCAAUGCAACAAUAAUCUAGCAAUCUUUACCCCGUUCAAUAAGGAAAGGAGAGAUAUCAAGAGAAAGGAAUGGAGAGAAAGCUGUACGACGCAGUUAAAUUAGGGGACUCGGAGGCACUUAAAAGUUUUCAAGAUAAUGGCCUCAAUAUCCUGCAACAGAUUACACCCACAAAGAAUACAGCACUCCAUGUGGCAGCAUAUCAUGGCCACUUGGGAGCUGUGAAAAUGAUGGUUCAGCUGAUGGAUCGAGACAUAGAGGUCGGCAACCAGGGAAGCCAUGGAUUUCUAACUGCAAGAAAUGACGAAGGUAACAUUGCUUUGCACGAAGCAGCCAUUGGAGGACAGCGCAACGUAGUGCAGUAUUUCUUGCAGAAUCAUCCUGAUCUUGUGAAUAUCGUUAAUCAUGCCGGUGAGACCGCACUGUUCAAAGCUGCAGAGGAAGGUCAUAAGAAAAUUGUUGAGGAUCUUUUGUCCCCUACAGAUUCCAAGUACGACAAGAGGACAUCCGAUGGCCAAACCCUUGUGCAGUGUGCUGUGUACAAAUCACACAAAGGUGUCCUUAAGAAACUCAUAGCUAAUAAUCCAGAGCUUCUUCAACAAGUUGACAGUUUAGGCAGAACGCCAUUGCAUAGCGCUGCCUAUCUUAACGGAAUAUCGCGCAUUGCAAAGAUUAUUUUGGAGAAAGAUAGGUCUUUGUGUUAUAAAGUGGACAACAAUCACCAAUCAGCACUUCAUCUAGCAGUGAAAGAAGGGAACUUGGAGUUGGCCACCGAGAUAUUGACUUAUGCCAAAGAUUGCAUAGAAAUUUUAGAUAAUGACGGGAGAACUGCUCUACACUUGGUGGUUGAAAAUGCAGUGCAGACGUUUCACAGAAUUUCAAGGCGUAUCAAAACUUUGGUGUUGUUGGUAACAUCAAAGAGGCUGAUUAAUAAACCUGACAAGCUGGGCAAAACAGCUUUAGACAUAGCAAUUCACAAGAUGUCCAGUGACGAACGUCUUUUUUAUGGGAUUAAAAGGUUGCUAGAAAGAAAUGGUGCACGGAGCAGCGCAAGGGCUGUGGCCGUGGAAGAAACAAAAGAGCACUCAUUAGCGAAUGAAAAAUCAACGUGGAAUGUCCAAAUUGUUUCAGUAAAUGCGGUGUUGAUCGCAACAGUAGCAUUUGCAGCAGCUUUCACUCUCCCAAAAGAAGAUCCCCAUUAUGUUGUUGUCUUUCAAAUGACAGUGAUAUGUGACGCAUUAGCAUUCUGCACUUCUAUUUCAUCAGCGGUUCUGCUAAUGUACGCACUAUAUGGUAAACAAGAAGACCCCCUGCUUCUUAACACCUCACUCACCGGAUUAUGGAUAGCAUUGAUAUCUUUAUUGCUGGCUUUUGGGGCCGCCAUUUUCGAGGUAGUGGCACCAAAGCAUAGAGCUGUAGCGGGGACUGUGUUGGCUAUGGUUAGUGUUGUUCCGAUUUGCAUAAGGAUGAUGAUUUUUCGCUCCAAGAAAUACAUCUUCAGAGAAGAUGAGCACCACCUCUGGACUCUCGUUAUAGUUAGUUGCGUCCAGAUGAUACUUUUAUUUAUACUUGGCACAAUCACAGAAAUCACUGCUCCGCAGGCACUGGGUAUGGUCGUGGGCUUAAUGGUGGUUUGGAUUGCAGCGUCUUUAGGCCCCAAAAAAUGGUUUCUUUCUCAGCGACGCAUUUCCAGAGAUAACGGGCACUACAUCUGGUUUUUGGUGAUUGGCGCAAUCAUGAAUUCGCUAUUCAUUUUGUUUUUGGUAGCAGUUUUCAUUGGAAUAAAUUAAUGGUCAAAAAAUAUUGUCAUAAAGUAGAAACUCUUAUACUUUAUUUCAUCAUACAUUGAAGGUUGUAACAAUGGUUGUAGAGAGGAGUGGAGAAAUCCUACUAUGUCCUAUGCUUGCAUGUAAUGAAUGUUUACAGGAUUUCAUUAGGUAAAUUUUUAUAAUAUAAUUAUGAUUUGUAUAGA
Messenger RNA from Cryptomeria japonica (Japanese cedar), 2464 nucleotides. Its product is annotated as ankyrin repeat-containing protein At5g02620-like. The coding region runs from base 564 to 2282 and encodes 572 amino acids. The record is from RefSeq and is a predicted model, not a curated record. Gene Ontology annotation, molecular function: protein phosphatase 1 binding; protein phosphatase regulator activity. Gene Ontology annotation, cellular component: plasma membrane. The transcript has 6 exons. NCBI's taxonomy places the organism in Eukaryota, Viridiplantae, Streptophyta, Pinopsida, Cupressales, Cupressaceae.